Malurus melanocephalus (red-backed fairy wren) is the source of this 3184-nucleotide messenger RNA. It is a transcript of the gene TRAF1, whose product is annotated as TNF receptor associated factor 1. Bases 742 to 2406 code for a protein of 554 amino acids. Gene Ontology annotation, biological process: protein K63-linked ubiquitination; positive regulation of JNK cascade; regulation of canonical NF-kappaB signal transduction. Gene Ontology annotation, cellular component: plasma membrane signaling receptor complex; cytoplasmic side of plasma membrane. NCBI's taxonomy places the organism in Eukaryota, Metazoa, Chordata, Aves, Passeriformes, Maluridae. The transcript has 11 exons. Gene Ontology annotation, molecular function: tumor necrosis factor receptor binding; ubiquitin protein ligase binding; zinc ion binding. The record is from RefSeq and is a predicted model, not a curated record.
CAGUGCAGCAACCAACAACCCGCUGAAACACCGAGAGAAACACUUUUUAUUGUGAAUUCUGAGCAGGGACUCGCCCCCAGGGAUAUUCCCCACGAGGAAGAGUGAACUGAUUUGCAUGCACAACUCUUUUUCUGACUGGAUSCUCUGUCAGAGCCUAGACUGGCAACAAAGUGAGCUGUGUCAUGGGUUCAGAGGGCUUUYUGCUGAUAGUGAAACUUCCCUUUGUAGAAUCUUUUGUGCACUCUAAGAAGGCUUUGCAGACAUUACUGAACUCCUGUGUUACCCUCUUGUGCAACCUCCGAGCUGCGUUGGAGGGUGAGGCACAGCGGGGCUGCCCCCGCCAGGUUUCCCGGAGGUUCCGGGGGCAGUCGGGGCUCCUGUMCGGGAUUUGGGGCCGGGGGGAGUGCAGGGGAACUUGGCGCUGUGCCCGCGCUCCGGGCAGGCAGGACUUUCUGUCUGAAUGCCCGGGUCACCAUGUCAUCCACCGCAUCACGCCGCUUUCAGGAACCGGCCGCCAGAUUCUCCAUUUCAGCUGGCCCGGGGGAAUUUGCUCCGCGGGGUCUUUCCUCAGUCGAUUCCCGAGACAGCGCCGGUCCCCCGGGCAGGGGAAGCCCCGCUGCCGCCGGCCCCGGGGCGCGGUUCGGGCUCCCCGCUCCUCCCGGCCGGAGCGAGGCAGCAUCGCCAAAAUCCAGCCCAGAACUGCAGCUCCGGUACCCGCGGUGAGCGCCCGCCCGGGCUCAGAUGGCUGACAACACCCCCAGGAGCCUGCAGGACCCUCCCAGCUCCUCUCCCGGUGAAAACGAGUUCCCUUUCGGAUACCCCACCAACAUUUGCGACGAUGUGCCUGGUCAGAAAUUCCUGUGCAGCAACUGCAACAACAUCCUGAAGAAAGCGCUGCAAACUCUGUGUGGGCAUCGGUACUGCUCUGCCUGCCUGGCCUGGAUUGUUCGAAACAAUAAAAAUGCAAUUUGCCAGAAAUGUAAAGAGGAAGAUCCCAACACUUUAAGUGAGGAAAGCCUAUUGGCAGAAGAAAGGGCUUUUGGUGAUGCUGCCAUUAAUAAAGAAAUUUCUGAGCUCCGAGUGCACUGUGUGACCCUUGGAUGCAGCUGGUCUGGUAUCAUGAAAGAUUUUGAAGAGCACCAGAGUUUGUGUGAAUUUGCUUUGAUCCCGUGUCACACGGGCUGUGGACAUGUGGUGAUGAGGAGGAAGCUGGCAGAUCACUUGGAAAAUGGAUGUGUCAACAACGUGACCGUGUGUCAGCWGUGCCAGUGCAGCUUGGCCAGCUCUGAGUACCAGGAACAUUCAUGUGGAGGCAGUUUGGGUAAGGAACAAAAACCUGCACCAACAGAAACAGCAUUGAAAGAAAAGAGCCACUCUACAUCCUCAGCCAGCAAGGAUGGAUGUCGUUUUUCUGAAGUUGGCUGUUCAUUUAGGGGAAGCCAAGAGAAGAUAAAGGAGCAYGAAAAAUCAGCACUGGGGACCCACAUGCUGCUCCUGCUGCAGCACAUGAGGCAGCUGAAGGGAACUUUGUGCUCUGCUGCUCGUGGCUUCACCCCAAAACCAGAGCUGGACUUGAACCAGCCAGGGAAAAGCAUCUCUGAGCUGCAGAUCCCAGCAGGGCUGGAAAUCAGCACARACCCAGAGCUGGACUCUUAUCCUGGAUCUUCUGUGCCUGAAGAUGAGCCUGUCCUGCACCAGCUCGUGAGGGAGAAAGUGAUUGCUGAGCUGGAAAAUAAACUGCACGUGUUUGAGAACAUUGUGGCAGUGCUCAACAAGGAGGUGGAGAGCUCCAACAUGGAAAUCCUGGCCUUCAGGAGACAGAGCGAGCUGGAUCAGAACAUGAUCCGAGGCCUUGAGCUGAAGAUUGCAGAGCUGCACCGCUGCCUGACCCAGAAGGAUGCAGGGCUGAGCAGCCUGCACAAGAGCCUGCUGUUCUCGGAGCAAGCCUCCUACGAUGGCAUCUUCCUCUGGAAAAUCACUGAUGUGGGCAGGAAACUGCAGGAYUCGGUCACUGGCAGGACAGUGGGGCUGUACUCCCCAGCUUUCUACACUGCCAAAUAUGGCUACAAGGUGUGUCUGAGGGUGUACCUGAACGGGGAUGGCACGGGCAAAGGGACACACAUGUCCCUGUUCUUCGUUGUCAUGAAAGGAGACUACGACGCUUUGCUGCCGUGGCCUUUCAGGCACAAGGUGACGUUUAUGUUGCUUGACCAAAAUAACAGGGAACACAUAAUUGAUGCUUUUCGUCCAGACCUGACUUCUGCUUCGUUCCAGAGGCCGGUGAAUGACAUGAACGUGGCCAGUGGCUGCCCCAUGUUCCUCCCCUUGGCCAAAUUGCAGUCCCCCAAACACGCCUACGUGAAAGAGGACACGCUUUUCCUUAAAUGCAUCAUAGAAACMAAUUAGCAAAUCCUGAAAUACCGUUGUGUGGGAAGCCACCUGCUGAACGCCAAGAGUUUAUGAGGAAAAAAAAGCAUCAGUUUGAGAGUUUGUGUUAGUUUUUGUGUGCCCCAAAAAUCUGCAGAGGUUGAGCCUGCACCCCUGAGUCCACCCCAUCGCCUGGAGAUGCUCCUGUGCAGCUGCUGGAAUGGGAUGAUUUCACCAAAACAGACAAUUCUCGUUUUCGAGGGGUGGAUCCCAGUCACCCCCCACCCCACAAUGAUGGGGAAGGGCUGUUCUUCCUCGCACUGGCCCCGGGUGUGGGUGUGCUGGAAGGGAAUGAGGAUGAAUUCACUGCCCUGGGGUGGGCAGGUUUAUGGGGUGCCAGGUGAGGCCGAAUUCCCUGUUCUGGGAUGUGCAGGUUUGUGGGGAAUGAGGCUGAAUUCCCUUCUCUGGAGUGUGCAGAUCUGUGGGGAAUGAGGCUGAAUUCCCUUCCCUGGGGUGGGCAGGUUUAGGGAAUGAGGCUGAAUUCCCUAUUCUGGGGUGUAUAGGUUUGCAGGGAAUAAGGCUGAAUUCCCGUCCCUGGAAUGUGCAGGUUUAUGGGGUGCCAGAGGCUGAAUUCCCUUCCCUGGGUGGGCAGGUUUGUGGGGAAUGAGGCUGAAUUCUCUACCCUGAGAUGGAUAUAUUCACAAGGAAUGAGGCUGAAUUCCUCUCUCUGGGAUGUGCAGGUUUUUGGGGUGCCAGGUGAUGCUCAAUUCCCUUCACUGGAUGUGCAGGGUCUCAGGGAAUGAGGCUGAAUUCCCUU